Molecule: messenger RNA, 2685 nt
Organism: Alternaria atra
Lineage: Eukaryota; Fungi; Ascomycota; Dothideomycetes; Pleosporales; Pleosporaceae
Exons: 7
Coding region: 1-2685 (894 amino acids)
Source: RefSeq, a predicted model, not a curated record
AUGGCUAUCACUGCAUGGGAAAGCAAAGUUGCUGCCAAACAACAAGCUGGCCGUGACAAGAUACCAAAAGAAUGGCUUCUUCCGGCAUCCGUCAUGAACUUGCUUCGAGUACCGCUUCCAGAGCAUCCAAAUCGCAUAAUCGAGAUGGACAUCCCGCGGCAAUCGGGAAUUUUGAGUGAGAAAGAGCUGAAUAUAACGGAGAAGUACACCGUCGAAGAACUGUUGGAACAGUUGAGGAAGGGUGUUUUAUCGUCGCUAGAAGUUACGAUAGCUUUCUCCAAGAGAGCAGCCAUGGCGCAGCAACUGCUCUCUUGCCUUACAGAGACAUACUUUCCUGAAGCACAAGACCGAGCACGCUUCCUCGACAGUGAAAGAGCUGCGGGCCGUCUCGUUGGUCCCCUUCAUGGCUUGCCUAUAAGUGUCAAAGACGGUUUCCAGAUCGCCGGAACAGCGGCAACUAUCGGCUUUGUCUCUUUCCUGGAUCAUGCAUUAUCGGAGAAGAACUCACCGCUUGUGGAGAUCCUGCUGGAGCUUGGUGCAGUUGUAUAUGUCAAGACUAACAUUCCGCAGACCCUGAUGGCAAACUCACAUAACAACAUCUUCGGGCGGACGUUGAACCCUCAUAAUACUGCUUUGACGGCGGGAGGCUCUAGUGGAGGCGAAGGAGCGCUCAUUGCAUUCCGAGGAUCUCCUCUUGGUAUCGGAACAGACAUUGCAGGCUCUAUCCGUAUACCGUCCCUCUGCUGUGGCACGUAUGGAUUCAAGCCUUCUACAGCGCGUAUUCCAUUUGGUGGCCAGCCUUCUCCUGUGCGAGAUGGCAUGUCCUUCUUCGAGCCAUCCGCUGGCCCGUUGGCAAACGACAUACAAGCACUGCGUAUCCUAUGUCGGUCAGUCUUGUCAACGAGACCGGCCAUGUACGACGCCACCGCUCUCGACGUCCCUUGGAGAGACCUGGAAGUACCGCCGAGCGCGCCGAAAUUGAGACUCGGUCUUUUGACCGAAGACUCAGCCUUCCCGUUGCACCCACCGGUUAAAAGAGCACUGGCUCAAGCGGUCAGAGCACUAGAAGCCAAGGGUCACCAGGUUGUUCCUAUAUCGCCGUUGCGCGCACAAGUCUCCAAUGCGCUGGCUCUCGGGUUUGCCUAUUUUGGGCUUGAUGAGCCCCCAGCGCAUAUAGCCGCUAGUGGUGAGCCUCUUGUACCGUCUGUGAUUCAGGCUAUGCAGACAUUUGGCAGCUUCAAGUGCGAUUUUCUGGCCGACUGCGAAGGUCUACAGGGCAUACCAAGGGUGGCAGCACUUAAUGUGAAGAGAGAGUCUAUCGCGGAUGAGUGGAGGAAGGUAUGGAGGGACGAGAGACUGGAUGCGGUAAUCGGACCGGCGGCGCAGAACACUGCGGUUGCGCAUGACACGUACGGAUUACCGCCGUAUACGUUGCUGCUAAACGUACUGGAUUAUCCCGCAUGCAUCAUACCUUUCGGCAAAGCAUCGAGUGCUCUUGACGCCGAGCACUUCACCAUGGGCUCUGACCAAGUAGGUCCAAGCUGCACUGUGGAAAGAUACAGCCUGCUUCUUGUGACUUCACAUCAUCAUUACCAGUUUACCUUUCUUCUACCACUCCGAAACCUCGAACAACACUCAAACAUGGGCUCUACAUCCAUUGCUAUGCGUCCCUGGAUCUCUGUUGAAUCCUGGGGCCCAGACCGCCUUGAUGUCGUUGGGAUCGGUAUGGAUGACCAGAUGUACCGCAAGAGGUUCGACAGAGGCGACGGUGGCUGGAAGCCUAGCGUUGAUGCUGCAUGGGAGCCACUAAGUGGCAAGUUCAAGCAGAUCCCCGCGGCCAUUUCCUGGAGUUUCGGUCGACUUGACAUUUUUGGCAUCGGUCUCAACAACCAGAUGUACUACAAGGCGUGGGGAAACAACAGGAAGACAGGAGGUUCUUGGAUUGUUAGCGACUGGCAGUCCAUAGAAGGUGGGUUCAAGAGCCCACCGGUACCUGUCUCCUGGGGCAAUGGACGAAUCGACCUCUUUGGCAUCGGCAUGGACGAUCAGAUGUAUCGCAAGGUUUAUGGGGGACAGUGGAGCCCGGGAGGCUGGGAACCACUAACUGGCAAGUUCAAGAGCCCUCCGGCAGCGGUGUCAUGGGGUAGUGAUCGACUCGACGUCUUUGGGAUUGGUUUGGACGACCAGAUGUACCACAGGGCAUGGGAAAGUAAAGCAUGGACUACUUCAAGUUGGACUCCGAUGACUGGCAAAUUCAAAAGCCAACCCAUCGUUGUAUCGUGGGGCCAAGGCAGACUUGACGUCUUUGGGAUUGGGAUGGAUGACCAGAUGUACCACAAAGCGUACAAUGGAACAAACUGGGUGACCAAAGAGUGGAAGGGAAUCAAUGGCAAGUUCAAGAGCGUCCCGUCAGCGGUCUCAUGGGGUCAGGGCCGCAUCGACGUUUUCGGCAUUGGACUAGAUGACCAAAUGUACCACAAGGCAUACGACAAUGGUGGCUGGGUGGGUGACUGGAAGGGAAUCGGUGGUAAAUUUAAAAGCGCUCCAGCAGCUGUCUCGUGGGGCAAGGGACGAAUCGACGUUUUCGGUAUCGGAAUGGACGAUGGAGUUUGGCAGCAAUACUACUCGAACAACGCCUGGGCUUCGAAGUGGGGAGGUUUGGGUGGAAAGUUCAAGACGUUCUAG